AUGGCUGACAUGCCCAUUGUGCUCGACGGAGGAACUGGUUUCCUCAAGGUCGGAUAUGCUGCGCAGAACUUCCCCGAGCACCAGUUCCCCUCGAUAGUGGGGCGGCCCAUAUUGCGAACGGAGGAGCAGGCCGGCGACAUUGUCGUCAAGGAUAUCAUGUGCGGAGAUGAAGCUGCUGCUGCCAGAUCUAUGCUGCAAAUCACCUACCCUAUGGAGAAUGGUAUCGUGAAGAGAUGGGACGACAUGCAACACCUAUGGAACUACACCUUUUACGAGAAGAUGAAGAUCGAUCCUACGGGCCGCAAGAUCCUCUUGACCGAACCCCCCAUGAAUCCCCUGAAGAACCGGGAGCAAAUGGCUGAGGUUAUGCUGGAAGGCUACAACUUUGGAGGUGUAUACGUUGCUAUUCAAGCUGUGCUUGCACUAUACGCUCAGGGUCUCAGCAGUGGUGUGGUCGUUGACUCCGGUGACGGUGUCACCCACAUUAUCCCCGUCUACGAAUCCACAGUUCUUAACCACCACAUUCGCCGGCUUGAUGUCGCCGGUCGUGAUGUCACCCGUAACCUCAUCGCCCUCCUGCUCCGUCGCGGUUAUGCCUUGAACCGUACCGCCGAUUUCGAAACCGUGCGCCAGAUCAAGGAGAAGCUCUGCUAUGUGUCCUACGAUCUCGAGUUGGACAAGAAGCUCUCCGAAGACACAACCGUCCUUGUCGAGUCCUACACCCUUCCCGAUGGUCGCGUCAUCCGCGUCGGCAGCGAGCGCUUUGAAGCCCCCGAAUGCCUCUUCCAGCCGCACCUGGUGGAUGUUGAUCAGCCCGGUAUCGCCGAGUUGCUCUUCAACACCAUCCAGGGCGCUGAUGUCGAUGUGCGCUCCAGUCUCUACAAGGCUAUUGUGCUCAGUGGAGGAAGCAGCAUGUACCCCGGUCUGCCUUCCCGGUUGGAGAAGGAGCUCAAGCAAUUGUGGCUCACACGGGUCCUGCAAGGCAACCCGGAGAGGUUGAACGUACGUAUUCUCAUUCACUGG
Molecule: messenger RNA, 1023 nt
Organism: Aspergillus niger
Lineage: Eukaryota; Fungi; Ascomycota; Eurotiomycetes; Eurotiales; Aspergillaceae
Exons: 5
Biological process (GO): Arp2/3 complex-mediated actin nucleation
Cellular component (GO): Arp2/3 protein complex; actin cortical patch
Molecular function (GO): actin filament binding
Source: RefSeq, a predicted model, not a curated record